ACUUGUUGCAAGUUGGAUUGUAAUAGAGAUUACUGACCUUCCUUGCACCAUUCGCAUUCACGACAAGAGUCUGACUGGGCACCAAUACCGACGAGGUCACCAAUCUUAAGGCCGUUUUCGGGAGAGGUGCCGACCCUCACAACCUCACCAACGAUUUCGUGGCCGCAAACCUGGGGGCAGAUGUCCUUUACAGGUCCCCAUUCACCAGUUAAAGAGGAGACAUCUGAACCACAGAUACCGCAGUACAAAAUUUUGACUGUUGACAUGUCAGCUCCGUCGGCUUCCAUUACUCCAGCAGACGAUACUCACCAUCGACGUCGUCUUCAUCCCACUUCUUGGGAGUGAACUCCUGGAAUGACAUGUGGCCGUCGCAGGCCUUCUCGUCCAAACCAGCCCAGCCUUUGAAUUCGUUGUCGGCAACCAUUGUGAUUAUUGAAAGAUUCAGCUGUAGUGGAAGUUAUCUACGAUCUGUUGGAAGGAUUUGGAUAGAUGGGCUUGGAAGUCUUAUAUAGCUUUGGCAGCUAAUCAGGAUGUUUGGCUUCAUCAAAAUAGGCCGGCGGGCACGCAGGAUUUCAUUGCAGCUUGUCGGGAUGUCUCGCUUUCAUGAAGAUGGAGCCGACGGGCAAGCGACAUUUUUAAUGGGAUGUUCUCAAAUGACGGUAAAAAACCCUCUCUCCAUCCCCUUCCUCCACUUCUUCUCUGCCCUCCUUCUCUGCCUCCACCUCUUGCUCCUCCAUUUUUAUUUUUCCGACUGCCUCCACCUCCACCUUUUAAUUCCACCCUUUAACUCCACCUCCACCUCCACCUCCACCCCUCAACUCCUCCACUCUUGUCACGCCGUAGUCAAGUACUCCGCGUCAUGUUUGUAUAUACACUCAUUCAGUGACUGCUGGAGAGAUGAUGAUUUGGCAUAAUUCUUGUCGUCAUUCUAAGGCGACAGCGAGUAUAUAAAGGAGUCGCCAUGUGGAAAGCCUUGCAAUCUUCAUUCAAACUCAAACUCUUUACCCGCACCAUGCCUCAACAACUCAAGUUUCAAGACAUCUCCGUACCUGUCCCUGGCUUCGGAUGCAUGGGCUUUUCUCAGAGUUACGGACCUGCCGACGAUAAUGUGUCCAAGGUCACCUUGAAGAAGGCUGUGGAUCUCGGGUGCACUUUCUGGGACUCUGCUGUCGUUUAUGGCAAGGGCCACAACGAGAAACUGUUGGGCGAGUUCUUUAAGGAAAGUGGCGCUCGUGAUAAGGUCUUUAUUGCCUCCAAAUGCGGCUUUGACUGCUUGGAGCCCGGUUCCGAAGGCCUCGGAAACGUCACCAACAAGGCCUCCCACAUCAACAAAUAUAUUGAAGGUACUAAGGAGCGACUUGGAUCUUACCCUGACCUCUAUUAUCUCCACCGUAUUGAUCCCGAUACUCCCCUUGAGGAGUCUAUCGCAGCCCUUGAUGGUUUAAGAAAGGCUGGCAAGUGCAAGUACAUCGGUCUAAGUGAAUGUGGUGUGGCUACCCUCCGAAAAGCUUGUUCCAUUGCCAAGAUUGACGCCCUCCAGAUCGAAUACUCUCCUUGGUUCACAGAUCAUGAAGACAACGGUCUGAUCGAUGCCGCCAAAGAGCUUGGUGUCAACAUUAUUGCCUACUCGCCUCUGGGUAAGGGUAUUCUCUCCGGCAAGUAUCGAAGCCCGGAUGACUUCCCCGAAAAUGACAUCCGACGAACCAUCCCUCGCUUCAGCAAAGAAAACAUGCCCAAGAACCUCCAGAUCGUCGAUGAAUUCGUAAAGCUCGCCAAAGCCAAAGGAUGUACUUCGGGCCAAAUCGCUCUCGCAUGGGUCAUCAGCCAAGGUGCGAUCCCCAUCCCUGGCACUAAAACCUCUGAGAGACUGGAGGAAAACUUUGCGGCUGGGAAGAUUGAGCUUAGCGAAACGGAGAUUGCUGAAAUUAGGGAGCUGGUGCAGAGGGCUAAGCCGGUUGGAGCAAGGUAUGGAGAGGCUGCGUUGAAGAUGGUUGGUCAUUAGUCGGGUAAUACGAUUAGAUUAUAUGAAAAUAGAUAAAAUAUGAAAUGCU
This is a messenger RNA of Cryptococcus deneoformans JEC21, 2051 nucleotides long. RefSeq lists its product as hypothetical. The record is from RefSeq and is a predicted model, not a curated record. Bases 962 to 2002 code for a protein of 346 amino acids. Lineage: Eukaryota; Fungi; Basidiomycota; Tremellomycetes; Tremellales; Cryptococcaceae. The transcript is spliced from 5 exons. Gene Ontology annotation, cellular component: cytoplasm.